AUGCUCAGGUCCAGAUCUUCACUGGCAAUGUCGAAAAUCAAUGCAGCAUGUGUGAUAAUAGGUGACGAGGUCCUGAAUGGUAAGAUCGUUGAUACCAACUCGAAGUUUUUUGCCAAGUAUUGUUACGACCAAGGAAUAAGGCUAAAUGAAAUCGUUACUAUAGGUGACGAGGAAUCUCAGAUAGUGGAGACUUUGCAGAGGUUGCGCAAGAAUCACCAAUUCAUCGUCACUUCUGGCGGUAUAGGUCCUACGCACGACGAUAUCACGUAUGAAUCGGUCGCCAAGAGCUUCAAUCUUGUCACCAGGGUUGAUGAAGAGUGCAAGAGGCAAAUGCAAAGACUUUCCAAGCCCGAGGCAAGACUGGAUACGGCGGCUUUGAAGGAUUUUUAUCGAAUGGCGACUCUGCCACAUGGCCCGCAGGUCAAGAACUAUUAUAUAUCUGACGAUCUCUGGGUCCCAAUAUGCUCGAUUGACCAUAAAGUCUACGUUUUACCAGGUAUUCCUCAACUUUUCACUAGAAUGUUGAAAGAAUUCACUCCAACGCUGAGGAAAAUAUACGGUCUUACAGCGGAUAAGCAUCAGUACGUUCGCUUCUUUAUAAGGACUGCCUUGACGGAAUCUCAGAUUUCUGGGUAUCUCAGAAAUCUGCAGGAAGAGGCAAAUAAAAUAUCCAGGGAGAUCAAGAUCGGAUCGUAUCCGCAUUUUGGCUUGGGCUUCAACACCGUCAGUAUCUUGGGUACUAAGGAUCAUCAAGCGUUCUUGGAAUCCUUGAACGCUCGCACAAUUAAAGAACUUAAUGGGGAACCCAUCUCAGCGGAGGACGAGGAGAGUAUUUCUAAUGCCUUUAAAGCAUAA
Torulaspora globosa is the source of this 855-nucleotide messenger RNA. It is a transcript of the gene FPY1, whose product is annotated as flavin adenine dinucleotide pyrophosphatase. The transcript has a single exon. The record is from RefSeq and is a predicted model, not a curated record. NCBI's taxonomy places the organism in Eukaryota, Fungi, Ascomycota, Saccharomycetes, Saccharomycetales, Saccharomycetaceae. The coding region runs from base 1 to 855 and encodes 284 amino acids.